Molecule: messenger RNA, 1172 nt
Organism: Aspergillus campestris IBT 28561
Lineage: Eukaryota; Fungi; Ascomycota; Eurotiomycetes; Eurotiales; Aspergillaceae
Product: pyrroline-5-carboxylate reductase family protein
Exons: 2
Coding region: 285-1172 (295 amino acids)
Biological process (GO): L-proline biosynthetic process
Molecular function (GO): pyrroline-5-carboxylate reductase activity
Source: RefSeq, a predicted model, not a curated record
GGGCGGUCACACGAUAAUGACAACCUGUAUCAAGGAUUGUUAAUGUAGUAGUGUCUACAUUCCAACAACUUUUGAAGGAGCUAUCUGCAGGUUUAGUGCAUGCGGGGGCGCCUUCCUUUAGCUUGUAUCUCGGGUUUGUGGACCGAGCCAUCCUGAGGAAUCUCCGUCUAUCAUUAUUUCCUCCACUGCUGCUACUCUACUACUCCUACUUCUACCACACCCAAUUGAACAGACAUAUCUCUACAAACUACCAACCUAACUUCCAUCCCCACUCAACCCACAACAUGACAACCACAAACGCCACCCUCGCCUUCAUCGGCUGCGGAAACAUGGGCUCAGCCAUCCUAAACGGCCUCCUAGAAGCCACCCGCGACACCCCCAACCCACCCAUCAACACCUUCAACGUCAGCACCAAAACAACCACCUCAGCCGAGCGUCUCCGCAGCACCCUCGCCCCCGCAGACCAAGCCCGCGUGCGCUUCACCCCCAACGACAACAUCACAGCCAUGGCCAACGCAGACAUCAUCCUGCUCGCAUGCAAGCCCUUUCUUGCAGAGUCCAUUCUCAGCCAGCGUGGCGUGUGGGACGCUGCCAAGAACAAGCUGAUCAUCAGCGUGAUGGCGGGCCCCACCGUUGCUCAGAUCCUGGGCUACAUGCGUCCUCGUGGCAGCGGGCCUGGAGGUGAGGUGGUAUGCGCAGAGAGAUCUCCGACGGUUGUGCGUGUGCAGCCGAACGUAGCGGCGCGGUUACGGCAGUCGAUGACGGUCGUGGAAGUAGAUGAUGAUAGCGAGGAGGGGCAGCAGGCCAAGGGAACAGUGGAGUGGAUUUUCAAGCAAGUAGGCGACGUGCGGUUCGUAGCGCCUUCCGUGUUCGAAGUUUCGUCGUUGUUGGUGGGUGCUUCCAUGGCGUGGGGCGCGAUUGCAUUGGACGGGGUGCUCGAUGGGUGUGUUGCGGGGGGUUUGAGACGCCCCGAGGCGCUGGAGAUGGCGGCGCAGACGUUGGCGGGGAUGGCGGCGCUUUUGAAGGAUGGGGCGCAUCCGGCUGUGUUGAGGGAGGGGAUUUCUUCGCCGAGGGGGUGUACGAUUCAGGGGAUUUUGGAGCUGGAGAGGGCUGGGGUUCGGGGGAGUUUUGCGGAUGCGUUGUUGAAGGGGGUGGAGCAUUUGCAGAGGUGA